Molecule: messenger RNA, 1212 nt
Organism: Cutaneotrichosporon oleaginosum
Lineage: Eukaryota; Fungi; Basidiomycota; Tremellomycetes; Trichosporonales; Trichosporonaceae
Biological process (GO): nucleobase-containing compound metabolic process
Cellular component (GO): cytoplasm; mitochondrion
Molecular function (GO): ATP binding; AMP kinase activity
Source: RefSeq, a predicted model, not a curated record
GCUGUACCUCGCUUGGUUUCGCACACUCGCACACUCUCCUUGCCCCACAGUCCCCACCGCCAUGCGCGUCCCCCGCUCCGUCUUCUACGCCACGCGCGCCGCGCGCCCGUCCCAGUCCGCCGCGGCGCACAGGCUAGCCUCGGUCCUGCGGCUCUACUCGACCGCGACGCCGGUCCGCGACUACGAGGCGCAGCUGCGCGGCGUGCUGGACAAGGCGGCGCGAAACGUUGAAGCAGGCGUGCGCGCGCCCGAAGGAGACGACCCGCGCCUCCGCCUCAUCAUGGUCGCCAAGCCUGGCGCGGGGAAGGGUACACUGAGCUCGCGCCUCGUUAAGAAGUACAACCUCAACUUCAUCUCGACGGGCGAUGUGCUGCGACACGAGAUCGGCGCCGGCAGCGAGCUGGGGAAGCAGGUGGAGAAGAUUGUGGCCGAGGGCGGCCUGGUUCCCGACGAGCUCAUGGUCGAGCUCGUGCGCAAAGAGCUCGACCGACACGUGGAUGCGAGCUGGAUACUCGACGGGUUCCCACGCACGCUGAGCCAGGGGCGGAUGCUAAACGAGGUCUUGACGUCUGAAGGCCGGCCGCUCAACCUGAUCGUGAACCUCAACGUGCCGGACUCUGUAAUUCUCUCGCGUAUCCAGGCGCGGUGGGUCCACCUCCCCUCGGGGCGGGUGUACAACGACGACUUUAAUCCGCCGAAGACGCCCGGCGUCGACGACGAGACGGGCGAGCCACUCUCCAAGCGGCCGGACGACACGCCCGAGGUCUUCAUCAAGCGCCUGCGGUCGUACUACGAAGCGACGGCGCCGCUGCUCGAGAUGUAUGCCGCAGAGUACCCCGACUGCCUGCACUCGCUGACGGGCAACACGUCGGACGAGAUCUGGCCGCAGCUCAUGGCGGUCGUGGCGCCGCUGCACGAACGCGCGGACGCGUAUGCGGCAGAGGAGGACGCGCAUGUGCGUGAGGAAGCAGACGAUAUGCGCGAUACCACCGAGGUGCAUGUCGGCGACAAGACGGCGCAUAUCCGAUAGUGGGGUGUAUGUACUUGUGUGAAGGCGGGGUGGGCGUGUGGACGGUGGUGUGGACGGGUGUGUGUGGCACGAUAUGUUAGAUACGUGGGUGGGAAUCAGCGAAAGGCAGCGCUGUAGAACAGGGGGCCGUCCACGCCUUGCGAGUCGUGUUGAUUCAUACUUCAGUCUAACGCAACGAGGAG